AACGGGGCUCCUUGGCCCUUCUAAGGGCUACUAGUACUAAAAUCAGAGACGCUCUAAAAUGACAUCUUCCUGAACUGUUUAAUGUAUUACAAUCAACCUUGAUUUGUAUCAUCUUUAUAAGAUCCUUUACCAACUUUGUUCAAUCACUGAGCCCCAAUAAAGGGCUGCUAGACUUAGAAAUAGAUAUAUAUUUAAAAACCUGAUCCUCGUCAACCGCUUGAUGGAUCUUCAUCAAACUUUUGUAACUUUAUUAUAUGAUCUUUUCUCAAGUUUAUUCAUAUAGGGCAUUUGGCCGCUAUUAGGGGCCGCUAGAACUUAAAGUAGAGACGCCUUGAAAAGACUAAUUUUCGUGAACAGUUUGAUGGAUGGUAAUCAAAUUUGGUCUGUAACGUCAAUAUACGGUCUUAUGUCAAAUCAUUUAACGGUUUUGUUUAUUUCUUGCGGUCCCUGAAAGGGCAAAACACCACCACUGAUUAAUUCUGAGAUACAACCGUGCAAUGAUGGAACAAAGCAAGUUUGAUGAAGAGCCAUUAAGCAGUUCAAGCGAGUAAGUCUUUUAAAGGUAUUUCUGUUUUAAGCUAUAGUGGCAUUUAUUAGCAACACCUAAUAAAAUAUUUUGUUUACUGUAAGUAAAGAUAUCACACAAGGUAGUUUUUUUCACCAUGUAGAAUUUAACUAUAUCCGCAUUUUUUAAAACUUCAGAAUAUACUUCAAACUGAAAAUAUCUCGAGAAAAAAUAGUAAUGUUGUCGUUUUGAAAUUUUACUCACAGGUUCCAUUUAUUUAUAUUAUUUAUUUUUCGUUUCCAAAUUUUACUCAUUAAGGACGUAGAUCGCAUUUUUGCGUUCGUUUCAACUCUUAUCGAGUAACGCAUGUCGUUCAAUCUAGCAAUUUCUACCAAUGAAAAUAUUUUACAGAAAAGACUAAUUAUACCCGGAAACAAUCGAAACAAUCAAAAUAUUAUUUGAACGUGUAUUUUCAAUCUAAUCAUCACUAAAUAUCUGAAUUAGAAAGUUGUUUCUAGAUAUUGCAUGUUUAUCUUCACUUUCUAUUAUACUACAGUGUUUUUCCAUUUCAGUAGUUUUAAUUCUGUUACAUAAAAUAUAAUUCUUUUCUUGCAUAAUGCCAUUGGUUUUAAAUUUUAGCAAUAGAAGAAUAAAUAUAAAACUAUCAAAUGAUGGUUGUUUUUCUAUGUCCAUUUCUACUUGAAUACCGCAGUUUUCCAUAUUUAUGUGGAUUCAUUUGGCCUGUAAAAUGUUUUUGCAUAUUAAAAUAUUAGUAAAUUUUACAUCAUUGAAUAGAUCAUAAAUUCCCCUAUCAGUUUGUAAAGUUUCAGUCUUCUUGAUCAUUAGAACGUGUCAAAAAGUUACAGUAAACAGAUGUAUGUCCGUAAUAUUGAUCAAAGAAUCCAGAGAUCUUAUCGAUUAUUGAUUAUCGAUGAAAACCCACAUACAGAGCAGAUAUUAAAUGGAUUAGUGGCUUAGGAAUGUACUGGAAAAUUGAUAACAGUAAUUAAGUGGAGAUAUGGUUCCUGGUAUUAAUGAGUUAAACGAAAAUAUCACGACCAACACGUCGAUUUUUAAAUGCGAGUUAACUGAGUCUAAACUGUCUUUUAUAUCAUGUAAAAUACAAGGUAUUGAAGAACGUUUCGGAACUGUAAAAAACAACGCAUUUUUAAUGCAUUAUUCAGACAGUUAAUUGAAACUGAUAUCAAUGCAAUAUCAAUGCAAAAUAAGUCAAUUUUAAUCGUUUUUCAUUGAUAACUUAGAAUAACCUCAUAAAUUUUCCCAUUAUCUAAAUAUUGCAUACAGAUGUGUAAAAUAGAAAAAUACCAAACAUAUUCAUCUGUAAACAAAACGUGUCCAAUACAUUGAAAAUUAAAAUGAAAAUUGCAUUUAAUAUACAUCAUAAUUUUGAAAUAAACAAAGUUGGAUCGACCAACAUAUUUUUACACGCCCGAAGGGACGUAUUAUGUUAUACCCCAUGUGUCCGUCCGUCCGUCCGUCUGUUAGCAACUUAGUGUACGCGUUGUAACUCUUGAACGCCUUAAAGGAUUUCAAAGAAACUUGGCACAAAAUAUCACCCCACUGAGACUACGUGCAGAGCGCAUGUUUCGGUUGACUUGCUUCAAAGUUAAGGUCACACUUAGUGGUCAACGUUCAAAUAUGACUUUGCUUUUUAUUAUUGGCCCUAGGGGAAAACCGAGACCACUUUCUAUGGUACAACAUGGAUGAUACCUCCAAUUUGUAGGUGUAUUUUGACCUGGUAAGGAUUUCUUUUGGAAUUUCAUUCCUUUGUUGUUCCUGUCUUUGGGCUUCUACAGUCAAGGUCUAUAAAUUUUUCUCCCAUCCUCUGAUGUAACCAUUCGGGCGUAUAUUAUCCCGCUUGGUGGAGCUCAUGUUUGAAUUAAAACGACGCCAACAUAAAAUACAUAUAUUAAUAACUGGUAUUGUCUCCUUUCUUAUCAACAGUAAAAAGGAGCAAGAGACCAUUAACUACCCGACAUCAUCAAAAUAAACUGAAAAAAGAAUGAUUGUUUCUUCAGCUGUAUUUAUCGUUAUCUGUGUUGCUGCAGUAAAUGCAAGGUCAGAGCUGGUUUCUUUCCAAAAGGAUGCUUAUCAAUCUAGUCUCUUUGACCAAACUAAAGGUCAAAGAAAGGGCAGUCGAUGGAAAAACGUCGUCUCCUAGCUCAUGUUUUCAUACUAAGUCCGCCGCGAUCAACUGGUGGUACGUCGAUUUGGAACAGAUCUACCCAAUUUCCCUUAUAGAACUGUAUAACAGAUUAGACUGUUGUUCGAAUCGAGCCAGAAACAUUACAGUACUUGUGGGAGAUUCCUUAAAUAGUUUGACACAAGUUGCGCAUUAUAGUGGCCAGAUUGAGGAUCAACAGGGUGUUUUCUUGUCAUCGACUGUUGACGGGAGAUAUGUUAAAGUUAUCCAGAAGGCAAAUGAUUAUUUUCACCUUUGUGAAGUCAAAGUAUGGGCAUAUUACCCAGACGAGAAUGAUGGUGAUUAUUUACUAUUAAUUACUAGUAGUGACAGUAUAGACAGUCUAUUACUUGUGACUAUUUCAUUUUUCAAUAAAUAA
Molecule: messenger RNA, 3087 nt
Organism: Mercenaria mercenaria
Lineage: Eukaryota; Metazoa; Mollusca; Bivalvia; Venerida; Veneridae
Product: fucolectin-5-like
Exons: 4
Coding region: 2578-3087 (169 amino acids)
Source: RefSeq, a predicted model, not a curated record